AUGGCAUUACCAGUACCAUCUGGUAAAGUCGAAUUCGGCCAAGCCGAGUUCGGCAAAAUCGCUUUCAACAAGCCGUGCAGCACAUGUCGACGCCGGAAGGUGAAGUGCAACAAACAACUGCCCUGCGAUACCUGCGUCAAGCAGGGCGCGGCGGCAACCUGCGCCUACGAUGUUCCAAGAGAAGCCACUCCCGAAAGUCAACAACGGCUUCAAGAACGAGUCACGCGUCUGGAGAAGGAGAUUGAAGAGCUGAAGGGGAUGGCAACUCGAGGUGAAUCACUAAGAGCACCAAAGAUUCCACUUCUGUCAACAACUCCGUCAAGCCUCAGCGAAUACAAUGUCGAAGAAUCCAUGGCCGGCGACCCGGGAAUCCAAGUCGACGACGAAAACGUAUCCUUCUAUCUCGGUCCGAAUUACUGGCUCAAUAUUCAAGACUACAACUACGAACCGCGUCAUCUGUAUCGCAUCGAAUCCGACAAAACCGGCAGAAAUCCGGACAGUCCUACUGCUUGGCCAAUUGGUAGGAAUCCAGCACUGCCGGAUCUUUCCCACAUGCACCUCGACCCCGAAAAGGAAGAUAUCUUGACCGACCUCUUCUUUGCACAUGUCGAGCCUUUUAUCAGGAUGUCUCACGAUACUUACUGGCGGCAGCAAAUCACGGAUUUCCGCGUUGGCGUCAGCAAGAUCCCCGUCGACGUGGAGGCUGCCAUGUUUACGACGCAGACGAUGACAGUUGCAGCUAUGCCAGCCAGUGUCAUACAAGAAAGACUCGGAAAAGCCAAAGAAGAAGUUCUACGACACUUGCAAGAGGCUUCCCAACUGGCAUUAGAGCGGGCAGAUAUUCUGCGUAGCAGAAAGCCGCUUGCAUUUAUUGCUCUGUUAUACCACAUUCAAAUGAAAUUCGUCGUUGGUGACGGCGAAAUCGCAGCCUCGCUGCUUGGGUUGGCUGGCCGCUUCGGAACGCGGAUUGGACUGCAUCGUGAUCCAAGUCAUUAUCCGACAUAUACGCCGUGGGUUACGGACGUGAGACGAAGGAUAUGGGGUCAUUUCGAACUAUUGGACAGUCCAGUGUACAACCUCGAAGGCGCUGAUUCUGGCCUACCGUUUAUAUCCGAUACCCAGCCUGCUGCGAAUGCGAACAACAGCCAGUGGACUCCGACGAGAUUUGCCAAACCGAGCUCUGUUCCUCCGGAUAUAGAAGGAAUUACAGACAUGUCCUUUGUUCUCGUGCGAAACUGCCUCUGCAAAACGAUGCAGUCUAUCACCAGGAGGCGGAAUGGCUCCAGCCCCGAAGAAUUAAUUGGCCAGGACCCCGAAUAUCGUGCUAAGUAUUACCAGGAGUGCGUCGAAAUCCUAGAAGAGAUAGAACAGGGCGAGAUUAUUGCAGUACAAAAUCAUUGGGGUUGGCUUUACCAAUGGCCAACCACACCUUGCCUGAUAUACCACGUCCUGAUAGGUCUACGUGAUCAGUCGAACCACCCAAUCACGGACCGAGCCUGGCGGCAGAUGAACGUAGUCUUUCGAAGACAUAACAACGAUAACAUCAGCAUGCGCAAGUUUGCUGCCUGGCGAGUCAUCGAAGAGUUGUGCGAAGAAGCUAUGCACUAUCACAAACAGAGAUCACACCAAGGAGCGUGGUACACCCGGAGGCUCGGUGACAUGAAGUCUGGGCCGGUAAUGAGUGCGAAGGGAAAGGAGCCGCUGUCGCUGGAGAAUGCGACCAUUGACGACAUUCUCGGAGACGUACGAAUGUUUGGACAACCUAGCGCCUCCCAUGGAAACAUUGUCAGUGGUUCUAGCUAUUUCGUUCCACAGCAAGCCUUUCCAACUACUGCUUUCGCUACAUGGGCACAGCCUAGUCAGCCUGCUGGACAUCACGCAUUCCCGGUAGAUGCGCAAUCGGAAGAGGAGGAGGACGACGACGAUGAGGAAGAAAUGUGA
Colletotrichum karsti is the source of this 1941-nucleotide messenger RNA. RefSeq lists its product as uncharacterized. The transcript has 4 exons. Gene Ontology annotation, biological process: regulation of DNA-templated transcription. Lineage: Eukaryota; Fungi; Ascomycota; Sordariomycetes; Glomerellales; Glomerellaceae. Bases 1 to 1941 code for a protein of 646 amino acids. Gene Ontology annotation, molecular function: DNA-binding transcription factor activity, RNA polymerase II-specific; zinc ion binding. Gene Ontology annotation, cellular component: nucleus. The record is from RefSeq and is a predicted model, not a curated record.